Messenger RNA from Aspergillus chevalieri, 1446 nucleotides. Its product is annotated as serine incorporator domain-containing protein. The coding region runs from base 1 to 1446 and encodes 481 amino acids. NCBI's taxonomy places the organism in Eukaryota, Fungi, Ascomycota, Eurotiomycetes, Eurotiales, Aspergillaceae. The transcript has 4 exons. The record is from RefSeq and is a predicted model, not a curated record. Gene Ontology annotation, cellular component: membrane.
AUGGGCGCUCUACUGUCUCUGCCGCUCCUCGCGGUUCCGAGCGUUGGAACGCUCGUUACCGUUGCGACCUCAUGCUGUGGAGCUGCGACCUGCUCAGCGGUUUGUAGUGCUUGUGGGAAGUUCCAAAACAGUAUGGCUACGCGAAUUGCCUACGCUUUCAUCCUUUUGAUCAACUCGAUCGUAUCGUGGAUAAUGCUUACACCAUGGGCCCUCAAGAAGCUUCAACAUAUGACCAUGGACUAUAUGCAGAUCAGAUGCGAUGGGAAGGAGUGUCAUGGUUGGGUGGCGGUUCACCGUAUCAACUUCGGUCUUGGCUUGUUCCAUUUGAUUUUGGCUCUUCUGCUGUUGGGCGUGCGAAGUUCCAAGGAUGGUCGCGCUUCUCUGCAAAAUGGAUUCUGGGGCCCUAAGGUGGUUUUGUGGAUCGGAUUUGUGGUGAUGUCGUUUUUCAUUCCCGAGUCGUUCUUCUUCGUCUAUGGCCCAUACGUCGCCUUCUUUGGCGCCAUACUCUUCUUGCUGCUGGGCCUGAUUCUUCUCGUGGACCUGGCACACUCAUGGGCUGAAGUGUGUCUGCAGAAGAUCGAGGACAGUGACUCGCGAUUGUGGCGUGGGUUGCUCAUUGGCUCCACUGUCGGCAUGUACAUCGCAUCUAUUGUCAUGACGGUCUUGAUGUACGUCUUCUUUGCAUCAAGUGGAUGUUCCAUGAAUCAGGCCGCCAUUACGAUCAACUUGAUCGUUUUCCUGAUCAUUUCGAUUAUAUCCGUCCAACCGAUAGUGCAGGAGCACAACCCCAGAGCCGGCCUGGCACAAGCUGCCAUGGUGACUGCGUACUGCACAUAUUUGACUAUGUCCGCCGUCUCCAUGGAACCAGACGACCGUCAUUGCAAUCCGUUGAUCCGCUCUCGAGGCACUCGGACGGCCAGUAUUGUCUUGGGUGCUAUUGUCACGAUGGCAACUAUCGCAUACACUACGACCCGUGCUGCUACCCAAGGAAUUGCGCUUGGCUCAAAGAGUGGUCACAACUACUCUCAACUCGGAAUGGAUGAUAACGAACAUGGUCUGGUCACUCAGCAACCUACCAGCCGUCGGGAGAUGCGCGCUGAGGCCCUCCGUGCUGCCGUUGAAAGCGGAAGCUUACCUGCAAGCGCCUUGGAUGAGAGUGACGAUGAAGAUGAUGACGAUUAUGCCACGAAGGAUGACGAGCGAGGAUCGACGCAGUACAACUACUCCUUGUUCCACAUUAUCUUCUACUUGGCUACCUGCUGGGUUGCGAGCUUGUUGACUCAGAACUUGGAUCCAGACUCGCAGACCACCGACGACUUUGCUCCUGUGGGCCGGACCUACUGGGCCAGCUGGGUGAAGAUUAUCAGCGCAUGGGUGUGCUAUGCUAUUUAUUUGUGGACGCUGGUUGCGCCUGUUGUCAUGCCUGAUCGCUUUGAUGUCUACUGA